Chiloscyllium plagiosum (whitespotted bambooshark) is the source of this 1671-nucleotide messenger RNA. Lineage: Eukaryota; Metazoa; Chordata; Chondrichthyes; Orectolobiformes; Hemiscylliidae. The record is from RefSeq and is a predicted model, not a curated record.
CAGCCCAUUGCCUCUUGUGUUACAGUAUGGAAGAGAAGUAAGAAUGGUCACAGGAGGAGCAGUGAGAACCCGGCUAACUCGAGAACGCUCAAGGUCUCAAGUCAGACCUGCCCAGCGACUGAGCGUCACCACCCGAUGUCGGACAAAUACCGAGCUCAUGGGGUUCGACCUCAAUCGCCGCUGAGGGUGAGAUCGGCAAACGUUCCCAAUAACCGGACAGAGCCAGAUCAUGUUUCACUGGAGCCUGGCCAGUGCAAAACCACUCAGGGUGAUCGGGAGCCAACUGGGGAGCAGAGAAGGACCAACAGAGGAGCACAGAACAAUGCCAUCGAGUGCCUUGGAUUGGAUGGGCAGAGGCAUCUGGAAGCAGAAGGGAGGCACAUGCCUCGCAGCCAAAGUGAGGCCUCCUGUGGUCAAAUAGCAUCUGGCCUCCAACACAGACGGGAGCGUGGUGAACUUCGACGUCACACCAUAACCAACGGGAUCGACUAUGACAGGCUGAAGCGGAUGAAGGAGCUGGAACAGGAAAAGGACGCUCUGCUGCAGGGCCUUGAGGUGAUCGAUUGUGCCCGAGGCUGGUACUUCCAGCAGAUCCGGGCAAUCCGGGAACGACAGAAAGAUGUCAGCAAGUCGCCCAGUGGCAGUGCCAACGCAGCGGAAGGCCACUCAGUCCGGAUGGACCACCUCCUGACCAAACUGCAGGCAGUCAGGCACUGUCUUGCUGACCUCACCUCCUGCUCUGCCAAGGUCAGCUAUGGUGACUCGAUCCUCUGCCUCCAGCUCACUCACUUCUCUCCUGUUACCUCAAUCUCCCUUCUCCUUAUUACCUGGGUCAGUGUUGUACUAUCUGCCUCUGAAUGGUCUGAUCUGAACCCCCACCACCCCCUGUUGAUUGUAUUGUUGCAGGAGGUGAGUGCAAAGAGUGAUCGGAUUACCCAGUUGGAACAGGAGAAGGUGGCCCUGAUCAAGCAGCUUUUCACCGCUCGCUCCCAAAGCCAUCACGAGAACAGCCAGCUCGACUCCACUUUCAUCUGACCGACAGCCAGCAAUGUCGAACUGAGACAGGCCUCUUCCAUCCUGCCAGAGCAGAGAUCUCCUUGUCACCCACCAGCUGCCUGCCCUGACCACUCCAGCAGCACCUGAAACCCCUCACUCCAGCUCUGUCUGUGUCCGUGUGUGUGUCUGUGUCCGUGUGUGUGUGUGUGUGUGUGUGUGUGUGUGUGUCUGUCUGUGUUCGCGUUCAGAACCUGUCUGGCAGCAGGUAGCACUUUACAGACAGUUAGCAUUUUCCUAACCUCACUCGUGUAACAGACCAGCAAAGCUAAACCCUAUACAGUGUCUCAGUCUUGGGUGGACAGGUCAUAUCGAACUCCCUCUGUGUCCGUGUGAACCCCACACAUUGUUUACUUUUGCUGUGAUUCAAGAUGUCUUUCGAACACUAUUGUCUGUCUCUGUCUCACACACUCCGAGUACAGGGGCUUAGCAGGAGAUGAGAGCACAGUCUCAGCACACUCCCCUCCCCACCCCCACCCUGAGUUUGAGUUUACGUUUUAUUACAGUUGGUACGACCUGAAAAAGGUACUGAACAAAUCCUCCAGCGUUCUCUCUGUUGGAGAGGGCGCCUGUGUUCUCUUUUUUUUAAUAAAGUGACUUUUCCACUGGUGCUGGUGU